Messenger RNA from Aspergillus tanneri, 963 nucleotides. RefSeq names its product Malic enzyme (gene MEN-1). Gene Ontology annotation, cellular component: mitochondrion. The record is from RefSeq and is a predicted model, not a curated record. Gene Ontology annotation, biological process: pyruvate metabolic process; malate metabolic process. Gene Ontology annotation, molecular function: NAD binding; malate dehydrogenase (decarboxylating) (NAD+) activity. The transcript is spliced from 9 exons. Lineage: Eukaryota; Fungi; Ascomycota; Eurotiomycetes; Eurotiales; Aspergillaceae. Bases 1 to 963 code for a protein of 320 amino acids.
AUGCAGAGCAUUGUUCACCCUUCGAGGCAGCUGCCUGUGGUCUUAGACUGUGGGACCGAUAACAAAAGCUUACUCAAUGACGAGCUUUAUCUCGGUCUUCGACAGCAGCGCGUUAGAGGUAAGGAAUACGAUGAUUUUGUGGACAAUUUUGUCACAACAGCCAGAAAGAUGUUCCCAAGGGCAUACAUCCAUUUCGAGGAUGUUGGCCUUCACAAUGCUAGUAGACUCCUGGAUAAAUUCCGCCCAUAUGUCCCCUGUUUCAACGACGAUAUUCAAGAGACAGGGUGUGUGACCCUGGCUGCAUUGAUGGCGGCCUUUCAUUUCAUGUCAGGGUUGGGUAUUGCUGAACAAAUCUCCGAUGCUAUUGUGAUCGAAACCGGACAGUCAAAGUCGGAUGCCCCGAAACAUAUAUGGUACAGCUUCUCAGGUGUCUGGAAAAGCCGGAGCUUUGCUCAAAUCUCUGGGAGAUCAGCUUACACCAGCCCAAGCUCCGUUUGCACGAAUGAUGACCAGUGGCCCCAAUGGAGGGUCUUGGAUCUAUUUUCUGUGGUGAAAGAAGUGAAGCCACAUGUCUUGAUCGGGACGUCCACCAAACCCAGGGCGUUUACAGAGGAGAUCAUUCGAGAGUUGGGCAAGCAUGUCGAACGACUGAUCUCUUUUCCACUCAGGUAUAAAGCCUGGAUAGCUACCGGGAGUCCACUUCCUGCCGUUGAACGCAACGGUGAAAAAUAUGAGGUUGCCGAGUGCAACAAUUCAACUUGCUUCCCUGACAUCGGCCUUGGGGCUGUUGCGCUGACGGCUCCGUCGCCCGCACUUCAAAAUCCAAACCUGCCUCUCCUACCUGGUGUUGAGGAUGUACGAGAGACAAGAGUGGCGAUUGUUAAAGCAGUUAUUCAAACCGCGGUUCAGGAAGUAGAAGCUCAAGAGCAGACCAUUCCCACAGAUGACGCAGACUUGGAGUAG